Micropterus salmoides (largemouth bass) is the source of this 4835-nucleotide messenger RNA. It is a transcript of the gene atp1b2a, whose product is annotated as ATPase Na+/K+ transporting subunit beta 2a. Gene Ontology annotation, cellular component: sodium:potassium-exchanging ATPase complex. The record is from RefSeq and is a predicted model, not a curated record. Bases 726 to 1592 code for a protein of 288 amino acids. The transcript is spliced from 9 exons. Gene Ontology annotation, molecular function: ATPase activator activity. Gene Ontology annotation, biological process: sodium ion export across plasma membrane; potassium ion import across plasma membrane; intracellular potassium ion homeostasis. NCBI's taxonomy places the organism in Eukaryota, Metazoa, Chordata, Actinopteri, Centrarchiformes, Centrarchidae.
ACAACCAAACAGGAGGUCAGAGGAGAGAGGCUGUGAACAGGGAGAGGAGUGAUCAGGACGCAGGUCCACUGAACAUGAUGUGGUGAUUCUGCAGAGGACAGAAGAUAUUUAUGCUUUAUUCAGUGAUCAAACCGGCUGCUAAUGUUAGAAUAAUAAUAAUAAUAUGUCUCCAGGUCUACUGAGGUCUGUUCUUUGAAUAAUGUUGCUGCUGCUGUUUACCUGAACUCAGCUCAGGUGUGUGGUGCGCCCCCUGCUGGAGGCCUCAUGUAACUACAGCCCAGAAAGCACAACACAGAGUUAACCCUGAACUAUGGAGAACCACUACUAACGUCCCUCAUGAUGAAGGUCCUGCAGAGACUCCUCUCAGACUGGUUCUGCUUUGAUCACUGAUAAGACCCGAUCAGGAAGCAGCCUGUCUGCACGCUCCACCAGAGUUUAAAACAUAAACAUGCCCGUUUGAUGUGUUUGGAUUCAAAGAGUAAAUGCAGACUCAGACCUCAGGUGAACACCUCCCGAGCUGGGACGCCAUCGUGUACCUGGACACGGCUCUGUGAGGAUCAUGGUCUUUAACCGCUGCAGGAGGAGCUGAGGUCUCACCUGAACCUCUUCAGACCUCUGUCAGCUGCUGAACUCAGCAGCGGCGGCGGCGGCGGGCUCGUGCCAUCCACAGCGGGAACAGCGCAGCGACCUCCAUCCUCUUCAUCCUCUUCAUCCUCUCCAUCAUCAUGUCCGGCACCAAGGAGGAGGACCGCAAAGGCUCGAGCCAGUGGCGCGAGUUCUUCUGGAACCCGCGGACCCACGAGCUGAUGGGCCGAACCGCCUCGAGCUGGGGUCUGAUCCUGCUCUUCUACCUGGUCUUCUACCUGUUCCUGGCGGGAAUGUUUGUUCUCACCAUGUACAUCAUGCUGCUGACACUGGACGACUACAAGCCCACCUGGCAGGACCGGCUGGCCACUCCAGGGAUGAUGAUUCGUCCGAAGGGCGAUCAGCUGGAGAUCACCUUCUCUGUGUCAGAUACAGAGAGCUGGGACGGCUUCAUCCACAACCUGAACACGUUCCUGUCUCCGUAUAAUGACAGCUAUCAGGUUCAGACCAAUGAUAACUGCCCUCCAGAUCAAUACUUCAUUCAAGAGGACAGUGGAGAGGUCAGGAACAACCCCAAGCGUUCCUGUCAGUUCAAUCGGACCAUGUUGGAGGAGUGUUCUGGGAUUUCGGAUCGUUUCUAUGGUUACAACAGAGGUCAGCCCUGCAUCCUCAUCAAAAUGAACCGGGUCAUUGGUAUGUUGCCGGGGAAGGACGGUCAGUCUCCUUAUGUCACCUGUGGAGCCAAGAGGGAGGACACCGAUAAGGUCGGACCUCUGGCGUAUUAUCCUCCCAACGGGACCUUCAACCUCAUGUACUACCCGUACUACGGCAAGAAAGCUCAGGUGAACUACACUCAGCCGCUGGUGGCCGUGAAGUUCCUGAACGCCUCCCUGAACACCGACAUCAACAUCGAGUGUAAAAUCAACUCCAACACGCUCACCGAGGGCAGCGAGAGAGACAAGUUCGCCGGACGGGUUUCCUUCAAGCUACGGAUCAACGACAAAUAGACGCCCUGCAACACACACAACACACACACACACACACACGUUACAGCUGCACCGAUCCAGAUGUUUAAAUGUCCUCGUCCAUUAGAGCCUCAAACGCACCACUUGUGUUGCUACGUAGAACCGUUUGUAUUCUAGCUCCAUGAUGCGUUCAAUGACCGUCUGAAUUAUCCGUCACCUUUAGUUACAGCCUGCCCACAGUAGUCCCGUUUUGUUUUGUAUGCUCUCCGAUGUGAUCCUCCGUACAACGGCCUGACUCCAGCUUUAACACACUGGCCCUGAGACCGACCAAUCAGCUCGCACACACGCUCUGAUGUCACAGAGGACGCAGUGAAGAACAACAGGAGGACCUUCACCUCAGUCAUCACGUCAGUCUGCCCGGAUCAAAGAUCAGAUUACUGAUCGCACAGCUGACGUGUUUAUUUAUUCAUGUAUUUAUUUCUUAUUUAUUUAUUGGGUUUACUGAUGAUGACUUUGUUUUUAUAUCAUUAUGAAUUAUUUAUGUGAGGUUACCUUCUGAUUGGUUUCUGUAACUGCAACAUCAGGCACGAUUGGCUGUUCAGAAACUGUUGCAGGUUCCCACACAUCCUGGGGAACCUGGUUUUAUCACUCAGUGCAGAAACUAAAUUACAGAAACAAGUUCUCCCUCCCCAGGAGUUUGUAACCUGGGCGUCAUGCUGGAAACAUUCCCAGACUCCGGCCCUCACUCUCUGACUCUGUGGCUGAGACUCUUUAAUUACUGCAGCGUUGUCCUGUUCGGUCUGCCCUGUGAGGCGCUCGACAUGGCUCCAGGAUGCCCAGAACUCAGCUGCUGGAGUUUUAACAUGUAUAAAGUCCUGACAGCACAUCACCCCCACCCUAAUGCAGCUUCACUGGCUGCCAGUCAGGUCCCACACCGCUUACAAAAUCCUGCUCCUCUUACAUCACAUUUACUCAUUUGGCAGACUGUAAGUCCCGCCACGGACCUGCACAACUUUAAUUUUCACAUCCUAUCACGGUGUCUGCAGUCCUCUUAAAAGUUUAAAAAGUAUCUUCAAGCACACCUCUUCAUUGAUGCAUGUAGGCCCUAAACACAGCUCCAGACAUAACAUAACAGGAACCAGUUCAGAAACCAGAUCCAGCAUCAGAUCCUACAACUGUUCAGAAACCAGAACAGAAAUCAUAUCAUAAAUAGUUCCGAAACCAGUUGAGCUGCUACAACUGAAACAGCUCACUUUACUGAAGAUGUGAGGAAUCAGAACAGCAAUAUCAGAAACCAGAAAACAAACCAGGUGAGACAUCAGAUCUUAAACCCGUUCAGAAAGUAGUUAGAAAUGUAAACCCAAUUGGAAACUAGUCCAGAACUGACAAAAAAGCUUAGUUUACUAAAGAUGCGAGGAAUCAGAACAUAAAUAUCAGAAACCAGUUCAGACAUCAGAUUAUAAACCAGUUCACAAAACCAGUUCAGAUCUUAGAUCAGAUUCAGACAUCAGAUCUUAGAUCAGAUUCAGACAUCAGAUCUUAAACCAGUUCACAAAAUCAGAUCAGAUUCAGACAUCCGAUCUUAGAUCAGAUUCAGACAUCCGAUCUUAGAUCAGAUUCAGACAUCCGAUCUUAAACCAGUUCACAAAACCAGUUCAGACAUCAGAUCUUAAACCCGUUCAGAAAGUAGUUACAGAAAUGUAAAACCAAUUGGAAACUAGUCCAGAACUGACAAAAAAGCUUAGUUUACUAAAGAUGAGAGGAAUCAGAACAUAAAUAUCAGAAACCAGUUCAGACAUCAGAUCUUAAACCAGUUCAGACAUCAGAUCAGAUCUUAAACCAGUUCAGACAUCAGAUUCAGAAAUCAGAUCUUAAACCAGUUCAGACAUCAGAUUCAGAAAUCAGAUCUUAAACCAGUUCAGACAUCAGAUUCAGAAAUCAGAUCUUAAACCAGUUCAGACAUCAGAUCAGAUCUUAAACCAGUUCAGACAUCAGAUCAGAUCUUAAACCAGUUCAGACAUUAGAUCAGAUCUUAAACCAGUUCAGACAUCAGAUCAGAUCUUAAACCAGAUCAGACAUCAGAUUCAGAAAUCAGAUCUUAAACCAGUUCAGACAUCAGAUUCAGAAAUCAGAUCUUAAACCAGUUCAGACAUCAGAUCAGAUCUUAAACCAGUUCAGACAUCAGAUCAGAUCUUAAACCAGUUCAGACAUCAGAUUCAGAAAUCAGAUCUUAAACCAGUUCAGACAUCAGAUUCAGAAAUCAGAUCUUAAACCAGUUCAGACAUCAGAUCUUAAACCAGUUCAGACAUCAGAUUCAGAAAUCAGAUCUUAAACCAGUUCACAAACCAGUUCAAACAUCAGAUCCUAGAUCAGAUUUAGACAUCAGAUCUUAAACCACUUCAGAUCUUAAACCAGUUCAGACAUCAGAUCUUAAACCAGUUCACAAAACCAGUUCAGAUAUCAGAUCAGAUUCAGACAUCAGAUCUUAGAUCAGAUUCAGACUUCAGAUCUGAGAUCAGAUUCAGACUUCAGAUCUGAGAUCUGAUCAGAUUCAGACUUCAGAUUUUAGAUCAGAUUCAGACUUCAGAUCUUAGAUCAGAUUUAGACAUCAGAUCUUAAACCAGUUCAGAUAUCAGAUCAGAUUCAGACAUCAGAUCUUAAACCAGUUCAGAAACAUCAUAAAUAGUUCUGAAACCAGUUUGAAAACAGCAAUCAGUUGAGACAUGAGACCAGAAACCAGUUCAGGAACCGGUCUGUCAGCCAUGUUAAACCUCGCUCUCCUUGUUUGUUGCCGUGGAAGCAGCUGAAUCCACAGCCAAUCAGAUGCUAGCUUUAGUGACCACAGCGACAGCGUUUGGUUUCGUAUCUUUUGUGUUUGUUGCCGCAGCAGAACGGCUCGUUAGUUAGAUCAUUAGUUUAGGUAACGAGUUAGCAAGUCGUUAAGUUUUUUGUUCACUGUUGAUUUGUUUACGUGUUUGUUUUGUUUACUAUCGUCAUCAUGGGGGUGAGCAUGACAAACGUUACCAUGACAACCAGGCCAUGUGACACACACACACUCUCUCCUCACCUGUCAAUCACUCUGUCGUGCCACGUGCAAACGCCCCUCCCCUCCUGUACUGCUCUCCACCAAUCGUCUUCCUUUAAAGAAAGACCAGCCAAUCAGGUGGUCCUGCUGUAUGAUGUCAUAUGAUGCUUGUUUGUGAUUGGUGGAUUUCCCCUGCCUGAAAAUGUCCUUGUGUUUCACAGACAUUUAAAAAUACAGAGAAAUUAAACAGAAAAACUACA